Molecule: messenger RNA, 3502 nt
Organism: Brassica napus (rape)
Lineage: Eukaryota; Viridiplantae; Streptophyta; Magnoliopsida; Brassicales; Brassicaceae
Product: serine/threonine-protein kinase AGC1-7-like
Exons: 2
Coding region: 1361-3376 (671 amino acids)
Biological process (GO): protein phosphorylation
Cellular component (GO): cytoplasm; nucleus; plasma membrane
Molecular function (GO): protein serine/threonine kinase activity; ATP binding
Source: RefSeq, a predicted model, not a curated record
AAAAUCUUUAAAAUAACUUUUAAAAAAAAAUAACUCUAUAAAUUAAUAAAAUGCUGUAGUCUCAAUAUUAUUAAUUUAUAGAUUUUUACUGUAUAUCACAUCCUAAAACUUCAAAUGUUAGUAUACAAAAAAGUCAAAUAUUUUCUUAAACAUCUUUUUAUUUCUCCCUCUUAAUUUAUCAAUUAAAAUAUUUUGACAUUAGUUUUUCAGUUUUUUUGCUUAUGAUAUCAAAAAUAUUUUUUAUUAUGACACAAAAAACUUAUAUUAAAUCUAUAACUUUUGAAAGUUUGGUAUUAUUUUUAUGUAUACCAUUGUUACAAAAUCAAAAUAUAUUUAAUAAUCUUCUUAAUUUCUAAUGAAUUUCAUCAAUGAAAUUUUUUAAAGACGUAAAUACUUUAUUUUAUCUAAGAUAUUAAAAAUAAGGUUUGUUUUAUUUAUGACAUAAAUAAUUCAUAUCCAAUCUAAAACUAUAUAAGGUUGAUGUAAAUUCUGUAUACCGAACUUUUUCAAAUAUUAUUAACCUUAGCGAUUCAAACUCAAACCAAAAUUUUAGAAAUCCAAGUCAGAACCUAAUUUGAUUACUGCUAAAAAAUUGAUGGGAAUAAAUCAUUACAUGACCAUAAAUUUGGGGGGGGGGGGGAAAUGAAGAAAACAAAACCCUGAUAGAAAUCCAAUUAUGUUAUUGUUAACUCCAGUACUAACAAUAAUAUAUUCUGAAUAUGAUAGCAUGAAUAUAUAUAUAUAUACAGAAAAAGAUGAUAAAACUUUGGAAGUACAAAUUGAUAGAAAAUUAAAUGGCAUAAUUGGAGAAAAACAAAUACAGAAAGGAAAGAGAUAAUCAAGGGGAGAACACAAUUUUCCUUUGCCUUCAAAUGUAUUGAAGGGACCUUUUCCUCCCUCCACUUCUCCACUUUCUCUGGGAACACAGAAAAUACUUUCUCUCCAUCCAUUUCUCUUCCUCUAUUUUCUUAAUUAAUCAAUGUCUCUUUUUUUUUCAUAAUAUCCACCUUAUCUCUUCGUUCCAAGACAACAAUUCUCAUGUUCCCACAAAAAAAAACUAGAAUAAUUCAUUAGAAGUUUACCUUUUCCUGUAAAAUUUGCUUCAUCUCCAUGGUUUCCCCAAUCUUCAGACAUGGAAGGUAAGUUGUUACAAUCUCCCUGCCAAUACAUAUACAUACCUCCCUUGACGUGCAGACCAAUCUUCUAGCUAGUUUCUUUUCAACAAGACAUGAGGGAUGCUUUUAAUAUUCGUCCAUAUAUGGAUGAUUAAGGACUCAACUCCAAUUGAGAAAGCUUUAAUCUAUAUACAUUGAAACAGGUUUCUCUGACCUGGAAUACUUGUCUUACCUUAUCUCUAGCAAUGUUGUCGAAGCGCGGAAAGAAGCUUGACUCCUCUGAGGUAGGUACAUGCGAGGCUGCCCUAAGUAUAAUGAUAUAUGUAUUUCCAACUGAAAUGUUAUUUUUCUAUUUUCUUGUGCAGUCAAGUCAUCAUGUCUCAUCCUUGGGGCCAAAAGAAUCAGCUAAUCUUACGGAUUAUCCACCGUUAAAUAUCAUUCAUCCAACUCCACAACCACGCAGAGAGAUGCAGAAGCCAUUGUUUGAUCAUAAAAAAAUGGAAAAUCUUAUACAAACAGAGCCUACUGGGUCCAACAGUCACUACUGUCCUCUCCCCAGUAAAAAAGUCUCAUCCUCCACAACCACACAAAGAGAUGCAGAAGCCAUUGUUCAUCAAUCUCCACAACCACGCAAAGAAAUGCAAAAGCCAUUGUUCGACCCCAAGAAGAUGGAAAAUCUUAUAAAACCAGAGCCGACUGGGUUCAGUAAUCACCACCGUCCUGUCCCCAGCCCAAAAAUUCCAUCCAGUACCACGCAAAGAGAUGCAGCAACCAUUGUUCAUCAAUCUCCACAACCACACAAAGAGAUGCAUAAGACAUCGUUCGAUCCCAAGAAGAUGGACAAUCUUACAAAACCAGAGCCCGCUGGGUUCAACAGUCACCACCGUCCUAUGCCCAGUCCGAAAAUCCCAUCAUCACCUGGUUCCAACAUGACCGAGUCACAACUGGUCAAUACAUCAAACUCAAACACCAAACCAAACAACAAUAGUAACAGCAGUAGCAACAUGAGUUCAAGAAAUAACAGCAUCGAGAGCACUUCCUCUAACCCUUCUAAGCCACACACAGGUGGUGACAUCAGGUGGGACGCUGUGAACAUGUUGACCUCUAAAGGAGUCCAGCUCGGGAUCAGCGAUUUCCGCCUCCUGAAACGGCUCGGUUAUGGAGACAUUGGGAGUGUUUACCUAGUUGAGCUCAGAGGUACCAACACAUUUUUUGCCAUGAAAGUGAUGGACAAGGCUUCCUUGGUUAGUAGGAACAAGCUGUUGCGAGCUCAAACAGAGAGAGAGAUUUUAUCUCAGCUUGAUCACCCGUUCUUGCCCACAUUAUACUCCCAUUUCGAGACUGAUAAAGUCUAUUGCCUGGUCAUGGAGUUCUGCGGGGGUGGCAAUCUCUAUUCCUUGAGACAGAAGCAACCCAACAAAUGGUUUACUGAAGACGCCGCAAGAUUGUUUGCUUCUGAAGUGCUAUUGGCAUUAGAGUAUUUACACAUGCUCGGAAUCGUAUACCGUGAUUUGAAGCCAGAGAAUGUUCUGGUCAGAGACGACGGGCACAUCAUGCUCUCAGACUUCGAUCUCUCCCUCCGAUGUUCUGUCAAUCCAACUCUCGUCAACUCCUCCUCCGGCGGUGGAAGCGGUCGUCCCGUCGGAUUCAUCGAAGAGGAAUCCACAGCCCAAGCGUCCACAUUCUUCCCACGUAUCUUGCAAUCCACGAGAAAGAACCGUAAGGCCAAAUCAGACUUCGGGCUAUUCGUAAACGGAUCAAUGCCAGAGCUCAUGGCAGAGCCAACAAACGUGAAAUCAAUGUCAUUCGUGGGGACACACGAGUACUUAGCACCGGAGAUCAUCCGCGGAGAAGGACAUGGAAGCGCCGUAGACUGGUGGACCUUAGGGAUCUUCAUCUACGAGCUUCUCUACGGAUCGACACCUUUUAAAGGACAAGAGAAUCGCGCGACGCUCCACAACGUGAUCAAACAAGCGCUGAGAUUCCCGGAUCUCCCUCACGUGAGCUCAGCGGCGAGGGAUCUCAUCAAGGGACUGUUGGUUAAGGAGCCGCAGAAACGGAUCGCUUAUAAACGAGGCGCGACGGAGAUCAAGCAGCAUCCGUUCUUCGAAGGCGUGAAUUGGGCGUUGAUACGGAGCGCAACGCCGCCGCACAUACCGGAACCGGUGGAUUUCACGGCGUUCGCAAGUAAGGGAGAUGGCGGGAAGAAGAGUAACACUAAUCGCAAUGAUCCUGACUACAAUGAUUUUGAAUACUUUUAGCAAUUUAUAAUGACUAUACAUUAUACACCUCCUUUCAAACAUUUAAUUUAAUUAUUACUCUUUUUGUUGUCUUUAUUUAUUUAGAGUUCAAUAUCAAGUGUAUAAAAAACAAGAAUUUAAUUCCAA